AUGUCUCCACAGAAGCCUCCCGAUUCUGCACAAAGCGGCGAUUUCCCUCACCUACUCGUAUACGGGCCGUCCGGCGCGGGCAAGAAGACGCGUAUCGUUGCGACGCUGAAGGAGCUGUACGGCGCGGGCGUGGAGAAGAUCAAGAUCGACAGCCGAGUGUUCCAGACGUCGUCGAACCGCAAGCUCGAGUUCAACAUCGUCGCGUCCAACUACCACCUCGAGAUUACGCCGUCGGACGUGGGCACGUACGACCGCGUCGUCGUGCAGGACCUGCUCAAGGAGGUCGCACAGACGCAGCAGGUGGAUCUAGCGGCGAAGCAGCGGUUCAAGGUCGUCGUCGUCAAUGAGGCGGACCACUUGACGAGAGAUGCGCAGGCCGCGCUGAGGAGGACCAUGGAGAAGUACAGCCCGAAUCUGAGGCUAAUCUUGUUGGCGGAGAGUACAAGCAAUAUCAUCGCGCCUAUCAGGAGUAGGACGCUGCUCGUGAGGGUGGCGGCGCCCACGGAGGAGGACAUCGUGGAGGCGUUAAAGGUGGCGGGGAAGAAGGAGGGGUGGAAGGAGAACGAGGAGUUGAACAAGAAGAUUGCGAGAGAGUGCGGGAGGAAUCUGAGGAAGGCAUUGCUGAUGUUCGAAGCGGUCCACGCGCAGAAUGAGAACGUUACGGAAAACACGCCUAUCCCCCCGCCAGAUUGGGAGGCGCUCAUUGCUCAGAUCGCAAAGGAGAUGGUCGAGGAGCGCUCACCUGCUCGUAUUAUGCAAGUUCGCGCGAAGCUAUACGACUUGCUCACCCACUGCAUCCCACCGACCACAAUCAUCAAGACGCUCACAUGGAAGCUGAUCCCUCUUUGCGACGACGAGCUGCGAGCCGACAUAGUUAAGUGGAGUGCUUUCUACGAGCACAGAAUAAAGAUGGGCAGCAAAGUUAUCUUCCAUCUUGAGGCCUUCGUUGCUAAAUUCAUGCGUCUGUACGAAAGUCAUCUCAUGGGUAUCGAUAUCGAUUUCUAA
Lasiodiplodia theobromae is the source of this 1005-nucleotide messenger RNA. Its product is annotated as ATPAse AAA+ type core protein. Bases 1 to 1005 code for a protein of 334 amino acids. Gene Ontology annotation, cellular component: Ctf18 RFC-like complex; Rad17 RFC-like complex; DNA replication factor C complex. NCBI's taxonomy places the organism in Eukaryota, Fungi, Ascomycota, Dothideomycetes, Botryosphaeriales, Botryosphaeriaceae. Gene Ontology annotation, molecular function: DNA binding; DNA clamp loader activity. The record is from RefSeq and is a predicted model, not a curated record. Gene Ontology annotation, biological process: DNA-templated DNA replication; DNA repair. The transcript is spliced from 6 exons.